Molecule: messenger RNA, 4951 nt
Organism: Orcinus orca (killer whale)
Lineage: Eukaryota; Metazoa; Chordata; Mammalia; Artiodactyla; Delphinidae
Gene: PRLHR
Product: prolactin releasing hormone receptor
Exons: 1
Coding region: 529-1641 (370 amino acids)
Biological process (GO): G protein-coupled receptor signaling pathway
Cellular component (GO): plasma membrane; neuron projection
Molecular function (GO): neuropeptide Y receptor activity; neuropeptide binding
Source: RefSeq, a predicted model, not a curated record
UCUCUAAGCACCGAGUCGGGAGGUGCGUGCUCCGCCCCUUUUUUCCGUACAAGGACACGAUGGAGUGGGGGGCGGGGCGGAGGGGAGGCGCCGCGAGCCCACUGGGAACGCUUGAAUCUCUUCAGUUCCGCGGAGAAGCGGAGAAGGCUGCACGGCCGUCUUGGGUGGAGGACCUCUAGGGACCAUCAGAAUUCUCCCCCUCGUUCCCCGGAGCGCUUUUCCAUCCGCCAAGCCCCAGUCACCAGGUAGGACUGUGCUCCUGGAUCUGGCCUGUGGGGACUGUAAGGGCUCUAAAUAGAGUAGAAGGCAUUGAAAUAACCUGUGCACAUCUAACUCACAGACUUAAUUUUACAGAGGUAGGGGUGACGGCACUUUAAAUUUUGUUGUUAUUUAUUGUGGCCAGUCAUUCCAGAGGAAUAUUUGGGUCACUGAAGUGUGUGUGUGUGUGUUGAGGGGCGCAGUUGGUGUAUGAGGGGGCGGAGAGAGAAUGGGAAGUGACGGACUUUGAUUCUCUUUGGACAGGUGGCCAUGGCCUCAUUGGCGACUCAGGGUCCCGGGGCCCCUGACUUCUUUUCUGGGCUGCUGCGGGCGGCUUCAACUCCGGCCAACCAGAGCUCAGGAGCCUUGGUGGGCAAUGGGUCGGCGGCUGGUCCGGGCGCGCAGGCCAUCGCGCCAUUCCAGAGCCUGCAGCUGGUGCAUCAGCUGAAGGGGCUGAUUGUGCUGCUCUACAGCAUCGUGGUGGUUGUGGGGCUGGUGGGCAACUGCCUGCUGGUGCUGGUGAUCGCACGGGUGCCUCGGCUGCACAACGUGACCAACUUCCUCAUCGGCAACCUGGCCUUGUCGGACGUGCUCAUGUGCACCGCCUGCGUGCCGCUCACGCUGGCCUACGCUUUCGAGCCACGCGGCUGGGUGUUCGGCGGCGGCCUGUGCCACCUGGUCUUCUUCCUGCAGCCCGUCACCGUCUAUGUGUCUGUGUUCACGCUCGCCACCAUCGCGGUGGACCGCUACGUCGUGCUGGUGCACCCUCUGCGCCGGCGCAUCUCGCUGCGCCUCAGCGCCUACGCGGUGCUGGCCAUCUGGGCGCUGUCCGCGGUGCUGGCGCUGCCGGCCGCCGUGCACACCUACCACGUCGAGCUCAAGCCACACCGCGUGCGCCUCUGCGAGGAGUUCUGGGGGUCCCAGGAGCGCCAGCGCCAGCUCUACGCUUGGGGGCUGCUGCUCGUCACCUACCUGCUCCCCCUGCUGGUCAUCCUCUUGUCUUACGUCCGGGUGUCGGUGAAGCUCCGCAACCGCGUGGUGCCGGGCUGCGUGACCCCGAGCCAAGCGGACUGGGAUCGCGCGCGACGCCGCCGCACCUUCUGCCUGCUGGUGGUGGUGGUGGUGGUGUUCGCCGUCUGCUGGCUGCCCCUGCACGUCUUCAAUCUGCUGCGGGAUCUCGACCCGCGCGCCAUAGACCCCUAUGCCUUCGGGUUAGUGCAGCUGCUCUGCCACUGGCUCGCCAUGAGCUCGGUCUGCUACAACCCCUUCAUCUACGCCUGGCUGCACGACAGCUUCCGUGAGGAGCUACGCAAGCUGUUGUUCACCUGGCCCCGCAAGAUCGCGCCGCACGGCCAGAGCAUGACAGUCAGCGUGCUCAUCUGAUGCCACUGCGCCAGGCCUUGGGGAACUCCAUGUCCGCUUGUCUCCGAGGAUGCCCACCCGAGGCCGGACUGGAGAGUUUAUUCCAGAGCUAAGCUAAUACUAAGCCAAUAAGGGGCAAAGCUUCCAGCCCAGCCUUCUUGUCCAGCUGUCUUUCCUUGUCCUGUGUCUUUGUAAAAUGCUAAGUGGGCUUUGUUGAGAGUCUUGUGCUUUGCUUGCAGGAGGCCGGGGAGAGGGAAAGAGGAUUUAUUAUUUCCUCCGUUUGCCCUUGAAGGCCAAACAAAGCUCCUUCUCCUGGUUCAAAACAGUAUUUCAGGACCGUAGCUGCCUUCCUUGUUCCUCUUCUGCUUGCUCAAUGGGGAGAUGAAGGAGCAAUGAGCAGGGGGUUUAAAAUGGCUUUGUUGGGGUUGGUAGAGCUUCUCAGGUUGCCUUUUAAAAGGGGCUCAGCCGAGAUACAAUUGCUUAGUCAAUUUGAACCCAUUAAUUUCUGGGAUUCCAGGGAAAUAUGUACUACAACUCUAGGAUUUCAGCAUUUCCUGAAUAAGACCUUUAUAUGCCAAAGGGGUUUUAAUUUUAAAUCCACUUGAAUUUAUAGUACAAAAACACUUACAAACCACCUUUCAAGAGGUUUUGCUACUGUUUUCCCUCCUCCUUAUCCCCCAAUUUCUAUUUGAAAAUGAUGAGCUGAAUUAGUCGAUGAAGAUAUAGAUAAAUAGGGAUAAAGAGGAAAAGGUUCAAAUCGUUUGGGGGGAUAUAUAACUGCAUGGGACACACACCCUAUCCGCGAGUAUGCUUGUAUAUACACACCCAGUGUUUGCCACAGGCAGGCACUCAAAUAUUUGGUUUUCUGGAUACGCAGUGUACGCUGUGUGCCGUAGCGUAAUGCUCUUUCCUGAUCUCGCAGCGAAUCAACAGCUGUCAACUGACUGCUCAGCGCCUGCUCUGUGGUGACACACUUGGAACACGAUCAACUCAGAAUAUAAGGAAGGGGAGAAGCUUACUUAAAUCCAGAACAGAAGAGUAAAGUGCCACCUACAGGGUGCACAGAUCAAACACUUAAUUCCUUUCCGGGUGAAGGGAAGAGGUGAUGACUGUUGGGCCAUGAUACCAGGCUGCUAAUCCUUACCUUAACAUCCCAGGAGCUCUUUGAAUGAGGACAAGGGUUUCCACAUUGAUGUUGGAAUAAUGACAGUGGCAGUGAAGGCAGGAGUCUUGGGAAAUGAUACAUGAUAUGCAGCUGUCAGAUUAGCCCUUGUGGCAUAUAGGCCAUGGACUGGUGUGUCUGCAGCCAUUCAGCUACCAGCUGGAAGAUUCCAGUACUACUCCAGCACUAAACAGCAGAACCAGUGCUUUCCCACCUCUCCCCUUCUCUUACUCUCAAUGAGCUCAUUCACUCAUUAAAGUGUGCCCCGAAAGGAAGGGAAAGAGGGGGUGAUUUGGGGAUGACAAGGAUUAUACCCUUUCACUCUGAUGUCAGUAAGCACAAUGGAAGAGUGGCUCCAUUCAUCGUUGGGCUCGUUAGCAAUGUGAGUCUUUAGUACUUAUAUGACUAGACUUUUCACAGCAUGGGGAAGGGCAGGAAAAGGCUGGAGAAAGGAAAAGGCAGGUGAACUUGGGAGAUGCCAUUACCUCUGGCAAUGGCGCUAAAACUAACUUUCAGCUUCGUCUGUGGAUUUAGGGAACAAAGAGCCUGUGCUCUAAUAAUGUGACCCACGCACAGCGUGAUGUCACUCCCCCACCCCAAAUGAGCUCAUCUCCCAGCAUCCCAGGGACUGGUUCCUGUGCUUCCAGCAGCUCUACUGUUUGGGAGACUCAAGGUUAGACAUUUCCUAUUUCCUCAGAUCAUUCUUUGGAUGGGUAUGUGUGGAGAAGGGAGGGAUUGGGGGAAGGGGUGGAAGUAGUUGGGGGAGGAAUCUGAUUAAUUGUGGUCUCUUCACUGGAGGGUUUAAGUCACUGGUUCUCAGCCCUGGCUGCUCCUAGAAUUACCUGGGGAGCUUUCAAAAAACAUCAGUGCCUAGGUCCUAUCCCCAGAGAGUCCAGUUGAUUUGAGAUGGGGACUGGGUAUCAGCAUUUUUCAAAGCACUUUAGGUGAUUUUAACAUGCAUCCAAGGUUAAAUGCCUUAAGAAUUAUUCUCUUUCUAAUGAACCUCAGAAACAUCUGAAUGAAGCUUUGGGAAUACUCUAUUAGCCUUUAGACAAUACCUGGUGGAGCACGUAGAGGUAAAUCCUAUAACAGAAUAUAUAGGUAUCCAUUCAACAGUUUCCUUACACAUCUCUGUGUAAGGCUCUGUAUGAGUCCAAUCAGUUUUUUUUUUAAAGUAUUGUCAUUCAAUUUUAGGUCAAUGGCGUUAUAAAGUUAUACACCAUGAAUUAUUCCAAAUCCUGGUUGCUGGCAUGUUAAAAAAAUUGAAAUGUUCCCUGAUAGUUUGAUUUAAGUCAACUGUGAGAGGAAAGCGUUCCCAUUAAUUACUAGAAAAGCUCCCACCAGUUUCUAUCAUGCCUACAUCUUAAGUUAAAAAAAAUUUUUUUUAACAUUUAUGUGGACUUUAUGGAGAGCCUAAAGAGGCUGGAGAAUUGUGUUUAUAAACAUCUUUACAAAUUAUGCAGAUUGGCAACUGAACAGCAACUAAUUAAUUCUUACCCUAUCUGAAAUCUAUUUGAGACGUGUCUGACUACAAAACAAACUGAUCAAACAAAUCUCUCAGAAGUGAGUCCUAGAGGAAUGAAUCCACAGAGGGUUGAGGUAGAACUUUUAAUUUAAUAUGGUAGUUCAUUUUAGUUAAUACCAAGUAUCCAGCCCUUUUCCUGCAAGGAGUCGUAAGGCUGGGAAUGGAGCCAGCCUGGUACUUGGCACUAGCCCUUUCUGAGGCUGAUGGGAGGUUCUGUACUCCUCUUUGCAAGUGUCGUCUCCAAGUCUUACUUUUGGCAGUCAACCAAUAGAUUUAUUUCACUAAAUCGGCUGGGGGCUGUUUCAAUAUGUGUUGGCCACAGUUACCUGGAAAUAGCAACUGUGAGAGAUGCUAAGGUAACUAUUCCAAUUGAUGUAACGUUUCUGAAUUUUUGUUCUUGUGGAUUUUCAGUCUGCUCUUCUACCGGGGGUGCUAAGUUCCAGGUUUAUUUUCUCAGGUAGGCUAGUUCACCACCUCUGUCCUGUGGCUUGCAUUCCUGAACACCUAGUAGUCUGACAAAUAUAAGUAAGGCACGGAGCUGGCGUCAAGGGGACCCAGGCAAGAGUGUGGCUAGAUCUGGGAGUGAACCAGGGUCCAUCCCCCGCAGAUGAGAGGUUAGGAGCACCUUUAUUCCCCAAGGCAAG